Molecule: messenger RNA, 447 nt
Organism: Staurois parvus
Lineage: Eukaryota; Metazoa; Chordata; Amphibia; Anura; Ranidae
Source: the annotation of a GenBank genome assembly
AUCCCCUCCAAUCAUGUGAUUUGGGUGUUCCAAUCCCUUCCAUAUCACGUGCUCCAUUCCCCUCCAUAUCAUGUGAUUCAGGUGUUCCAAUCCCCUCCAAAUCAUGUGAUUCAGGUGUUCCAAUCCCCUCCAAAUCAUGUGAUUCAGGUGUUCCAAUCCCUUCCAUAUCAUGUGAUUCAGGUGUUCCAAUCUCCUCCCAAUCAAGUGUUCCAAUCCCCUCCCAGUCAUGUGAUUCAGGUGUUCCAAUCCCCUCCAUGGACACAGGUGUAUACAAUCAAGCCCCUAGGCAUGCAGACGGCUUCUACAAACAUUGGUGAAAGAAUGGGUCGCUCUCAGGAGCUCAGUGACUCCAAGCGUGGUCCCGUGAUAGGUGGUCACCUGGGCAAUAAGUCCAUCCGUGACAUUUCCUGGCUACUAAAUAUUCCACGCUCAACUGUUAGUGGGAUU